UGUCCUUCUCGCCUCGCGCUCUUUCAGUCUCUUUCGCUCUGCGAGCUGCGCCUUUACGCACCACUCCAGCGGAGCGAUGACGUUGCCACGGAGGAGGCGUAGCCAAACCCGCCCCUGCUUUUCGGCGCUAGGGAGUCUGAGUCUAGGGCUGGAGAGAUCGCCGGGGAGCAUCACCACCACUCCUGCACGGAGCCUCGCCUGGCCGAGCACUGCACCGUGCACACGUCGGGAUUGCACAAAAUUCCUCAGAAAUAUACCUGCUAUUUAUGGCAUGUGGCUGAUAACAUUACUCCUGCUGUAUUCUUUUAAAGAAGUGAACAGUGAGGAUGUGGUCUCGACACGGCUGUACUUUGUGAACGCCUCCCUGCAGAGAGUGACCUUCUCUAGCUCAGUGGGGGUGUCCCUGCCCUGCCCAGCAGGUGGCGCCCCCCAUGCAGUCCUCCGCUGGUACCUGGCUACUGGCGACGACAUCUACGACGUGCCCCACAUCCGCCAUGUCCAUGCCAAUGGCACGCUGCAGCUCUACCCCUUCUCUCCAUCUGCCUUCAACAGCUUCAUCCAUGACAAUGACUACUUCUGCACUGCAGAGAAUCAGGCUGGCAAGAUUCGCAGCCCCAGCAUCCGUGUCAAAGCAGUGUUCAGGGAGCCAUACACGGUUCGUGUGGCGGAUCAACGGUCCAUGCGUGGCAACGUGGCUGUCUUCAAGUGCCUCAUCCCUUCAGCUGUGCAGGAGUAUGUCAGUGUGGUCUCCUGGGAAAAGGACACCGUUGCCAUUGUUCCAGGUAACAGGUUCUUCCUGACAUCGUUUGGAGCCCUGUACAUAUCCGACGUGCAGAAGGAGGACGCGCUCUCGACUUACCGCUGCAUUACCAAACACAAAUACAGUGGAGAGACCCGACAGAGCAACGGUGCUCGUCUCUCUGUGUUGGAUCCUACUGAGUCCACACCCUCUGUGAUGGACAGCUUCCAGUCAGGUGAAGUGCAGGUGGGUCGCAGCGUGGAGCUCCCAUGCAUCGCCUCAGGCUUCCCCAACCCCACCAUCCGUUGGCUGAAGGAUGGUAGGCCGCUUCCUGCUGACUCCCGCUGGACCAGGCGUCUCACAGGUCUUACCAUCAGUGACCUACGCAUGGAGGAUUCGGGCAACUACAUCUGUGAGGUCACCAAUAGCUUUGGCUCCAAGGAGGUCACAGGAUACCUCAAUGUGAUAGAGCCACUAAGGGUCACUGUCUCCCCUAAAAACUUAAAGACAGGUAUCAGCAGUACAGUGAUCCUGUCCUGUGCUGUUCAAGGUUCUCCUCAUUUCAGUGUGUCCUGGUUUCGGAACACAGAGCCUGUACAUCCUGACCAACACUUCUCCAUUCAGGGCACCAACAAUGAGACUCUGUUUAUCAGUGCUGCCCAGAAAAGACACUCAGGCGCGUACCAGUGCUUUGCAACUCGCAAGGGUCAAACUGCCCAGGACUUCUCCAUUAUACUGCUGGAAGAUGGUACACCAAGGAUUGUCUCAUCCUUCAGUGAACGUGUGGUGGCACCAGGUGAACCCUUCUCCCUAAUGUGUGCAGCCAAAGGUGCCCCUCCACCCACCAUCACCUGGACCCUGGAUGAUGAGCCAAUCGCUCGGGACUCGGCGCACCGGGCCAGUCAGUACACGCUCUCGGACGGCUCGACUGUAUCGCAUGUUAACGUCAGCAACCCACAGAUCCGCGAUGGGGGCGUGUACCGCUGCGCUGCACGCAACUCGGCCGGUAGCGCCGAGUACCAAGCGCGCAUAAACGUAAGAGGCCCCCCAAGUAUCAGGGCCAUGCGCAACAUUACAGCCGUGGCUGGGCGCAACACCUUCAUCAAUUGCCGUGUGAUCGGCUACCCGUACUACUCCAUCAAGUGGUACAAAGAUGGCAUGCUGUUGCCAGACAACCACCGGCAGGUGGUAUAUGAGAAUGGUACACUCAAGCUCAGUGAUGUGCAGAAAGGAAUGGAUGAGGGAGCGUACCUGUGCAGUGUGCUCAUCCAACCCCAGCUCUCUAUCAGCCAGACUGUCUAUGUCACUGUCAAAGUCCCCCCUCUCAUUCAGCCUUUUGACUUCCCCCCUACUUCAAUUGGUAAACUGAUGUACAUAGCAUGUGUAGUUUCAUCUGGGGACAUGCCCAUCCGGAUUACAUGGCGCAAAGAUGGGCAGGAGAUUGUGUCUGGCACCUCUGGUGUCACCAUUGAGACCAAGGAGUUCAUGAGCUCACUGCAGAUCUCCAAAGUUUCCCUUAAGCACAACGGCAACUACACUUGCAUCGCCAGCAAUGAUGCAGCCACCGUCAGCUCUGAAAGGCAGCUAAUAGUCACUGUCCCUCCUCGUUUUCGAGUUCAGCCUAACAACCAGGAUGGGAUCUAUGGCAAGUCCGGCGUUCUGAAUUGCUCUGUGGAUGGUUAUCCCCCUCCCAAGGUCAUGUGGAAACAUGCUAAAGGUAUUGGAAACCCACAGCAGUACCAUCCAGUACCUCUGACUGGCCGCAUCCAGAUCAUGCCAAAUGGUUCUCUUCUGAUCCGCCAUGUUUUGGAGGAGGAUCGUGGCUACUAUUUAUGCCAGGCCAGCAAUGGUGUGGGCUCAGACAUCAGCAAGAGUAUGUUACUGACAGUCAAAAUUCCAGCUAUGAUCACCUCCCAUCCUAACACAACUAUGGCUAUAAAAGGACAGAAUAAAGAACUAAACUGCACCGCCAGGGGUGAAUACCCGAUUAUCAUUCGCUGGGAACGUGGGGACACUGUCAUCGACCCCGACCGUAACCCUCGCUACUCAAUCACCACUAGCCCCAAUGAGAAGAGUGAUGAGGUGAUUUCCACACUGAAGUUAAAGCCAGCUGAGCGUGGGGACUCUGUGUUCUUCUCAUGUCAUGCCAUCAACUCCUAUGGCGAAGGCCGUGGCCUCAUUCAGUUGACUGUACAAGAGCCUCCGGAUCCUCCGGAGUUAGAAGUACGUGAGGUAAAAGAUCGCAGUAUGAACUUAAGAUGGACCCAGAGGUUUGAUGGCAACAGCCUCAUUACCAGUUAUGAUAUCGAAUACAAAAACAAAUCUGAUCCGUGGGAACUGAAGCAUGCUACACGCAAAAUUUCCCCAACUAAUAACCAGGCAAACAUAGUGGAGCUGCAUCCUGCUUCUGUCUACAGCAUCCGUAUGUACUCAUACAACAAAAUUGGCCGUAGUCAAGCCAGCAAAGAGCUGACGAUCAGCACAGAGGAAGCCUCUCCCGAUGGACCACCCAUGGAUGUCAUUCUGCAGCCUAUGACAUCACAAAGCAUCCGUGUUACAUGGAAGGCUCCCAAGAAGGAGCUCCAGAACGGCGUUAUCCGUGGUUAUCAGAUUGGCUACAGAGAAAACGGGCCUGGCAGUAAUGGCCAGUACAGCAUAGUGGAGAUGAAGGCAACUGGUGACAGUGAGGUGUAUACGCUGGAUAACCUGAAGAAAUUUGCCCAAUAUGGAGUGGUUGUUCAGGCCUUUAAUCGAGCUGGAACAGGUCCAUCCAGUUCUGAGAUCAAUGCGACCACACUAGAAGACGUGCCCAGCCAGCCUCCUCAGAAUGUGCGGGCCAUCACAGUGACAUCAGAUGAGGCAGUGAUUACAUGGUCCGAGCCCCCGCGGAUGACCCUAAACGGGGUCCUAAAAGGAUAUCGUGUGGUGUUCUGGUCCCUUUUCCCUGAUGGAGAAUGGGGUGAAAUGCAGAACAUCACUACAGUACGUGAGCAAGUGGAGUUAAAAGGCUUAGAAAAGUUCACAAACUACAGUGUCCAAGUGUUGGCCUACACACAGGCAGGGGACGGUGUCCGCAGCAAUGUACUCUAUAUACAGACACGAGAGGACUACCCUGGCCCUCCAGCAGGCAUCAAAGCUGUGCCCUCCUCUGCCAGCAGUGUCGUGGUAUCCUGGCUCCCUCCGAACAAGCCAAAUGGCAUCAUCAGGAAAUACACCAUUUACUGCUCUAGCCCUGGAUCAGCCCAACCAGCUCCCAGUGAAUAUGAGGCAAACCCAGAAGUGCUAUUUUACCGCAUCACCCACCUGAAUCAAGGACAGCAGUACCUGAUCUGGGCAGCAGCUGUUACCACUGCUGGUCGGGGGAACAUCAGCGAGAAGGUCACUGUGGAGCCUGCGUUAAAGGCUCCUGCUAAGAUUCUGUCUUUUGGAGGUACAGUCACCACUCCCUGGAUGAAGGAGGUGCGGCUGCCAUGUAGUUCAGUUGGAGAACCAGCUCCCACUAUUAAAUGGACCAAAGACAGCGAGAACACUGCUAUUCCCGUCUCUCAGGAUGGCCAGCGGAACAUUCUGGGAAACGGAACUCUGUUGUUGCGCUCUGUAAAAGCAGAGGAUUCCGGAUACUACACCUGCACCGCCACAAAUACUCUGGGGUUUGAUACCAUAAUUGUGAACCUUUUAGUGCAAGUCCCUCCAGAUCAGCCACGUUUAACAGUCUCCACCACCUCAACCUCCUCUAUUACUCUGGCUUGGAUCCCUGGAGACAAUGGAGGAAGCUCCAUCAGAGGCUUUGUGCUGCAGUACUCUGUGGAUAAUACAGAAGAGUGGAGAGAUGUGUUUAUUAGCUCCACUGAGCGCUCUUUCAAGCUGGAUAACCUCCGCUGUGGCACUUGGUAUAAGGUCAAGCUAGCUGCUAAGAACAGUGUGGGAGCUGGUAGGAUAAGUGAAAUCAUUGAGGCAAAGACUCAUGGCAGAGAGCCACAGUUCAACAAGGACCAGCCCCUGUUCACUCACAUCAACUCAAGCCAUGCUCGGCUCAAUCUCCAGGGCUGGAGCAGUGGCGGCUGCCCCAUUAAUGCUGUGCUGCUUGACUUCCGGCCCAAAGGCACCUAUGCCUGGCAAAGCGUUCGCACCAACAGCACAACCGAUGUCUUCCUGGCUGAGUUGCGUGAAGCCACCUGGUACGAGCUGAAGAUGAAGGCUUGCAACAGUGCUGGCUGUGGAAACCAGACCUCCCAGUUUGCCACACUAGACUAUGAUGGCAGUACCAUUCCUCCAAUCAAGUCUGCACGUGGGGAAGGUGAUGAUGUAAAGAAGCUGUUCUCCAUCGGCUGUCCUGUCAUCCUAGUCACACUGGGCAUGGCCCUCCUCUUCAUCAUUCGAAAGAAACGCAAGGAGAAAAGACUAAAGAGACUUCGAGAUGCUAAGAGUUUGGCUGAAAUGUUGAUCAGCAGUAAGAACAACCGCAGUUUUGACACCCCAGUGAAGGGCCCACCCCAGGGGCCACGGCUGCACAUAGAUAUACCCCGUGUGCAACUGCUUAUUGAAGAUAAGGAGGGCAUCAAGCAGAUUGGUGAAGACAAAGCCACCAUACCAGUGACAGAUACGGAGUUCAGUCAAUCAGUAAACCCCCAGAGCUUCUGCACAGGCGUGUCUGUACACCAUCCUGCCCUCAUUCAAAACACUGGCCCCUUAAUUGACAUGUCUGAUAUUAGACCAGGAACCAAUCCAGUGUCGAGGAAGAGUGUUAAGUCAGCUCAUAGUACAAGGAACCGUUACUCAAGCCAGUGGACCCUGACAAAGUGCCAGGCAUCCACGCCUGCCCGCACCCUGACCUCCGACUGGCGUACCGUCGGCUCCCAGCAUGGUAUCACUGUAACAGAGAGUGACAGUUACAGUGCCAGUCUGUCGCAGGACACAGACAAGGGCCGUAACAGCAUGGUUUCAACAGAGAGUGCUUCCUCUACAUAUGAGGAACUGGCUCGUGCUUACGAGCACGCCAAGCUGGAAGAGCACCUGCAGCAUGCAAAGUUUGAGAUCACGGAGUGCUUCAUUUCGGACAGUUCUUCGGACCAGAUGACCACAGGUACUAAUGAAAAUGCUGACAGCAUGACAUCAAUGAGCACGCCCUCCGAGCCAGGCAUCUGCCGCUUCACAGCAUCUCCACCAAAACCACAGGACUAUGAUCGUGGCAAGAAUGUAGCGGUGCCAAUUCCACACCGUGCCAACAAGAGUGAGUACUGUAAUCUCCCCCUGUAUAUGAAGACAGAGCCAUUCUUCCGCAAACAAGCUGAGAUGCAUGACCCAUGUCCAGUGGUGCCACCACGUGAAGCUUCUAUUCGAAGUUUGGCAGCUCGUGCCUACCACACACAGGGCCGCCACAUGACAUUAGACCCAUCCAAACAGGCCCUGACACUCAGCCAUGGUGGCUUAAGCAGCCUAACCAGCUCAGGAGCAUCAGGGCCAGCCUCCAGCACCACCACUGGUGGCUCCAGCAUCAGCUCGGGCACAUCCACACUGCCCCAGAGGACUCUUACCAUGCCCAGCUCCUCCUCCACCUCCUCAGCUGGCCAAAGCACUGGAGCUGCUGGGGCUGCAGCUGGAGCUGUAGCGACUUCUGGCUCCACAGGAGGAGGUGGCAUGAGCAGCAGCUCCAAGGUUGGUGGUUCAAGAGACUCUCUGCUGGAGAGCAGCUCAUCUGGAUUGGGCAGACUGCAGAAGCAGAGUGCUGGGGCAUAUUCAAAGUCCUACACACUGGUGUAGGUGCUGUUCUCCCUCCUCCUCACACAUAAAAACAUAUAUAAUUGUAUACAUCAAGAUACAUUUAACUUCUGCCUGGCACAAGGUGGUGAACAAACUGUGCACUGACUGGACUUAUCAUUCACAGGGGUCUCUUUCGCACUGUCCCUCUUGUUCUUUCUUUGUCUCCCUUGCUCUUAUUUCCACCCUAAUCCAUUUUUCUGUUUGUCCAACCACCUCAAACCCCCCAACCCCCCACCCCCACCCCACCACACCCCGUUUCACAAACUAUAUUCCUCCUUUGGCCAUCUGUCUUCAAUUAUACUAUGCCAAGCUUUUUUUUUCCACUUUUUUUUGUUCAUUUUGAUUUUUCCACUGAAGACACCUUGGACCUUAUGCACAAAUUACAUUUGAUGUGCACUUGUUAAUUUGACUACCUGAGAGUAGGAAAAUUCAACAGUUUUAAAAUAUAUAUUGUUUCACUCUAAUAUGUCUAGAUGUUUUUAAGGAGAUAAAUAUGUUCCUUUUUUAUGUCUCUUGCAAAAGAAUAAGCAUUGCCUUGGAAAGUGCUUAUGCGUAAAGAAAAGCAGGCUUGGUGUCUUUUUUCCCUUCCUAGUCAGGCUGGUUUGGACAAGUCCGUGAUUGUGGCGUAUGCUGAUAAAGUUAAGUAUUUCGAUAGUUUUUAUUUAUACAGCUGAUAAACACACUGCAAAGUGUUAAUGACUAUUUUAAAAACAAAACUGAAAAAGAAAAACUGGAGCCAUUUUUUGGUGGAUGGAUUGUUUUUCCCCUAUUAUUUAUUUAUUUAUUUAUUUAUUUAUUUUACAUUUCUAGACUUUUCUCAGACCUUCGCAUGUGGGUCUGUCUGAGUGUGCAUGUGUGUUUAUAUAUGUAAGUAUAUAUGUACACAUGUUAUAGGCACACAUCAUCACAAGGCCCAAACAUUUGGGUUGAAUUCUUGGGGACAGAAAAAACAAACAGGUGUAAAGCUCUUCCCUGUAUUCUGCUAUGCUUCAACAUUGAGAUAUAGUGCUCACUGUCACGCCAUACAGAAAAUGGAAAACUAAUAAGGUGACAGAUCUACCAUACGGCAAAAUUAAUUAACACUUGCAGUGCUCAUUUGUGUCCAGAGUUAAUACUAUAGGUGUUUUUAUUUUUUCUGUCACCUGCCCCAAUGCUCUAUAUCCCUUAACUAUAACUGCGUAAGGAUGGCUUCUGUUCUGAUGUCUGUUUUCUGUACUUGAUUCAUCCUCCCCUUUCUCAUGUAAACAUCUCACAGAUUUUUAUGGAUGGACAGACCAAAGGUGUGUCAGGAAUUGAAGAAUGAUGGAUCAGAAAUAGAAAGAAUCGAAAGUGUGUGUAAUGGCAAGAUUUCUGCUGAUGUCUAACAAGCUUUUCUUCAUUGCACUUGUUUAUACCUCCACCAGAGGGCUGUAUUGGGCCAUGUCUGCAGUGACAUGGAUACUAGCUUUGUUAGUAGGGGUGAAUGCAGUAAAUGGUGGAGGCAAACUGCAAGAAAAGAAGUGAUGAUGAAUUUAUAAUGCAUCUCUCUCUCUCUCUCUCUCUCUCUCUCUCUCUCUCUCUCUCUCUCUCAC
This is a messenger RNA of Tachysurus fulvidraco (yellow catfish), 8070 nucleotides long. RefSeq names its product Down syndrome cell adhesion molecule-like protein 1 homolog. Gene Ontology annotation, biological process: axon guidance; dendrite self-avoidance; homophilic cell-cell adhesion. The transcript is spliced from 33 exons. The coding region runs from base 77 to 6499 and encodes 2140 amino acids. NCBI's taxonomy places the organism in Eukaryota, Metazoa, Chordata, Actinopteri, Siluriformes, Bagridae. Gene Ontology annotation, cellular component: plasma membrane; axon. Gene Ontology annotation, molecular function: cell-cell adhesion mediator activity. The record is from RefSeq and is a predicted model, not a curated record.